Labeo rohita (rohu) is the source of this 1423-nucleotide messenger RNA. Its product is annotated as MAGE-like protein 2. The transcript has a single exon. The annotation marks the transcript as partial. The record is from RefSeq and is a predicted model, not a curated record. Lineage: Eukaryota; Metazoa; Chordata; Actinopteri; Cypriniformes; Cyprinidae.
GUCAAGUCACAUCACAGCUGUCGUUCCUGAGUCAAGCCAUGUUGUUCCUGAGUCAAGUCACAUUACAUCGGCUGUUCAUACUAGGUCAAGUCAAGUUACAGCCGUGUCUCCUGAGCCAAGUCAAGCUACGACUGUUGUUCCAGAGUCAAGUCAAGCUAAAGCUGUAGCUUCCAAGUCCAGUCAAGCUUCCAAGUCCAGUCAAGCUUCCAAGUCCAGCAACGUCAAGGCGGUCGUUCUUGCGUCAAGCAAAGUCACAGCCAUGGUUCCUGAGUCAAGCAAGGUCACAGCCGUGGUUCCUGAGUCAAGCAAGGUCACAACCGUGGUUCCUGAUUCAAGUAAAGUCAUUGAUCUUCACAAGCCAGUUCAAGUCACCGCUGUUCUUCACGUGUCAGAUCAAGUCACUGCUGAUCUCCAUGAGCCAAGUCAAAUCAUCGAUGAUCUUCAAGAGUCAAGUCAGUUCACUACUGGUCUUCACAAGCCAGGCCAAGCCACAACCAAUCUCCACGAACCAAGUCAAACCACAGCUGAUCUUCAUGAGCCAAGUGAAGUUAUUGCCACUGUUCCAGAGCCAAGUCAUGUCUCAUCUGACUGCCCAGAGUCAAGUCACGUCUCGUCUGACCGCCCAGAGUCAGGUCACGUCCCGCCUGACGGCCCAGAGUCAAGUCACGUCCCGCCUGACGGCCCAGAGUCAAGUCACGUCCCGCCUGACGGCCCAGAGUCAAGUCACGUCCCGCCUGACGGCCCAGAGUCAAGUCACGACUCGUCUGACCGCCCAGAAUCAAGUCACGUCUCGUCUGACCACCCAGAGUCAAGUCACAUCAUGUCUGCCAGUGUGAUGGCGAUCACUAUUCUCAGUAUGUGGGCCGCACACUACACUCCAAAGGUCAUGUCUGUUCACAGGUCCGCCCCGGAGGUCACGUCUGUUCACAGGUCUUCCCCGGAGGUCACGUCUGUUCACAAGUCCGCCCCGGAGGUCAUGUCUGUUCACAAGUCCGCCCCGGAGAUCAUGUCUGUUCACAAGUCUGCUCCAGAGGUCCCGUCUGGUCUCAAGUCUGCUCCAGAGGUCCCGGCUGGUCUCAAGUCUGCUCCAGAGCUCCUGUCUGGUCUCAAGUCUGCUCCAGAGCUCCCGUCAGGUCUCAAGUCUGCCCCAGAGGUCCCGUCUGGUUUCAAGUCUGCUCCAGAGGCCCUGUCUGACCACGAGUCAGCUCCAGAGGCCUUCCCUGUCAGAGAAGCCACGCCAAUGCCUUCUGAGGUGUCAGCUUUGGCUGUAGAUUCUCCUAGGGAGGCGGCGUUCAUCCUCAAACACUCUGCUUCUCCCCUUAUUCUGUCUGCCUCCUCUGUCCCUGUUCUCCCCAGGUCACAGUCUAUUACACGGGUUCCUGCUCUGCCGUGGCGGCCUCCUGCUGCGCCUCCUGCUCUGCCU